ACCACUGUAGCUCUCUCACAAACUUCCAUUAAUAAACCUUCUUCUCUGUAUCGUUUGAUUCUCAUUAAAAUCUCUCUCGAAUUCGUAGUUUUGUUUGAGCUAUCAUUCAGAUUCUGCUCAGAGUUGGUGAUUCUGUUUAAUCAGAUAUUGUAUUCUCUUUGAUCUAUCGCCCCUAGAUUUGUGCGUUUGUUUCCUUUCCCUUGCUGAUCAUUUCCAAUUCUCGGAUUAUGAUCUCGAGGCUUGGAUUUUGUAAUCUGGCAUUUUUGUGGUCUUCUGAAUCCAAUUGCUCACUUAAAGCUGCAAUGACUGAUCAAAGCUUUGCGCUUUUUGGGGUUUCAGGUAAUGGCCACAGAGCCUUUGCACCUGGUGUAUUUGAGUUGACGAUACUGCCCUGUUUUGGAAUUGUUGCAGUGAAAGGAAACUGAAUAUCAAAAACCUUUUUCCCUACGGAGAUUAUUUUCUUUAGCACUGACACUGAGGAGAGGCGACGAGGAAGAUGGCAAAGAUGAUAAACAAGACGCUUGUUCUUACUUAUAUCUACUUGCUGAUCUACAUUAUACUUUCUUCAGGAGUUAUACUGUACAAUAAGUGGGUUUUAUCCCCAAAAUACUUCAACUUUCCACUUCCAAUAACGCUGACAAUGAUCCAUAUGGGGUUUGCUGGAUUCGUGGCUUUCCUUCUUAUUCGCGUGUUCAAGGUUGUAGCUCCGGUUAAAAUGACAUUUGAAAUAUACGCAACCUGUGUGGUACCUAUAAGCGCAUUCUUUGCAUCAAGUCUCUGGUUUGGCAAUACUGCAUAUUUGCACAUUUCUGUUGCCUUCAUUCAGAUGCUCAAAGCACUAAUGCCAGUAGCAACAUUUAUCAUGGCAGUUGUUUGCGGCACUGACAAGCCAAGGUGCGACGUGUUCUCCAACAUGUUGCUGGUCAGUGUUGGAGUUGUGAUAUCCUCUUAUGGGGAAAUUCAUUUCAAUGUAGUUGGCACAGUGUACCAGGUGACAGGCAUCUUUGCUGAAGCACUUAGACUGGUGCUAACUCAAGUUCUUCUCCAGAAGAAGGGUUUGACAUUGAACCCUAUUACCAGCUUGUAUUACAUAGCUCCCUGCAGUUUUGUUUUUCUGGCCUUACCUUGGUAUGUGUUGGAGAAACCCACGAUGGAAGUUGCACAGAUCCAGUUCAACUUCUGGAUAUUUUUUUCCAAUGCUUUAUGUGCUCUUGCCUUGAACUUCUCCAUAUUCUUAGUGAUUGGGAGAACAGGGGCAGUAACCAUCCGGGUGGCAGGUGUUCUCAAAGACUGGAUUCUCAUAGCCCUCUCAACCGUCAUUUUUCCCGAGUCCACAAUCACUGGGCUAAAUAUCACUGGAUAUGCGAUAGCGCUAUGUGGUGUCGUAAUGUACAAUUACAUAAAAGUAAGGGAUGUCAAGGCGUCUCAACCAACUGCUGACAGUCUUCCAGAUCGAAUCAAUAAGGAAUAUAAGAUGGAGAAGAAGUCUUCGGAUAAAUUCAAUCCUAAUGACAGUGGGGAGAUCCCGAGAGUAGGAGCCGAGAUAAACGAUGAGGAAGCCCCUUUGAUCACGUCCCGGUUGUCUCAUAUUGGUAGAACGCAGCUCGGAAAUCACCCUGCUUAAGAUGCUCGGAACGUAUAGUAGACACACUGCUUCCAAAUUCGAUUUUUUGUUACUUAAAAAAAGAAAAUAUUUGAAUCAAAAAAGUAGCUGUAGCACCAUCUUAGAUUGGAUGUCCUCGUGUCUCAGGUGAAAAUCGUGUUUCUCUCUUCGAAAUUCCAUUAUUAUGAAAUAGGAUAGCGGAGAUUUAUAGCCGAUGAUUAGCUUGAAAACGUAAAAGUCCCAAAUUCGUUUGUAGUGAAUUCACGUUAAAGUUAUAUAAUUGUGGUCUUUAUUUUUUCCAUCAUCAAUAAUGUUUGGACUUGUGAGCA
This is a messenger RNA of Capsella rubella, 1932 nucleotides long. Its product is annotated as probable sugar phosphate/phosphate translocator At3g17430. Gene Ontology annotation, molecular function: antiporter activity. Bases 497 to 1624 code for a protein of 375 amino acids. The record is from RefSeq and is a predicted model, not a curated record. Lineage: Eukaryota; Viridiplantae; Streptophyta; Magnoliopsida; Brassicales; Brassicaceae. The transcript has 10 exons. Gene Ontology annotation, cellular component: trans-Golgi network; endosome; Golgi apparatus.